GUGUUCUCGCGUGGUCUGGCCGGGGGAGUAAACAGUCGCCAUUUGUGGAGCGCGCGCGGAUCAGAGAGGAGACGCAGAUCGAUCACCAAUAUAAUCAAUACCGCAGCGGUUCGGUCCGGAUCGGUGCGGGUUCUGACAGCGGAGGGUCCGACCGACAGCAGCGCGGCCGCGUCCCCGACAGCAGCGGAGCGUGCCGGGGUUAUUAGAGCCAGCAGCGCGGCUGGGCCUGGACUGGAGCUGCCUCGCUCUGCCUCACUCUGCCUCACUCUGCCUCGCUCUCUCACUCCCAGACAGACUCUGCCGCUCACUCCCGCCGCUGCUCCUAAAAUGAUCAUUGAAAACCUCGAUGCCUUGAAGACGUGGCUUUCCCGGACCCUCGAGCCCAUAUGCGACGCUGACCCAUCUGCCCUUGCUAAAUAUGUGGUUGCCUUGGUGAAGAAAGACAAGUCUGAGAAAGAACUGAAAGCACUAUGCAUAGACCAGUUGGAUGUAUUCCUCCAGAAAGAGACCCAAAUAUUUGUGGAUAAACUUUUUGAAGCUGUGAACACAAAGAGUUACCUACCUCAGCCUGAGCAGCCCAGCGCCGCGAGCCGGACAGACGGCCACCCACGGGCCGAAAAAGAUGAGCCGAAGAAAGAGGAGCAGCCCAGUCGAGAUGAGGAGAGGGAUAAGAAGUUCUCCAGAAGAGUGAACCACAGUCCUCAGUCCAGCUCUCGAUACAGCCGAGACAGCAGGAGGGUUGACGAGCGUAAGAAGGAUGAUCGGUCCAGAAAGAGAGAGUAUGACCGUAACCCACCCCGCAGAGACUCUUACCGGGACCGCUAUAACCGGCGGCGUGGACGCAGCCGGAGUUACAGCCGGAGCCGAAGCCGCAGCUGGAGCAAAGACCGUGCCCGCGAGCGAGAUAGAGACAGAGAGCGGGACAGGGACCGAGAGCGGGACCGAGAGAGAGAGCGCAGCAGGACACGGUCACGCAGCCGGUCCAGAACCAGGAGCAGAGAGAGGGAUUCUGGGAAGUCGAAGUAUGACCAUGAGCGUCCUGAGCGCCCAGAAGGAGGAGCUAGUGAGGGUUACGUGGCCACACCUCUUGCCACAGGCACUUCCUCUACGCACUUCCCAGUCCCCGCCCUCAGCAGCACCAUCACAGUCAUCGCCCCGACUCACCAUGGCAACAGCACCACGGAGAGCUGGUCCGACUUCCAUCAGGACCACCAUGCCCCCUAUGGGAGAGCGGCUCCGCCCCCGCGCAAACGCUGCCGAGACUACGAUGAGAAAGGGUUCUGCAUGCGGGGGGACAUGUGCCCAUUUGACCAUGGCAGUGACCCUGUGGUGGUGGAGGACGUAAACCUGCCCAGCAUCCUUCCCUUCCAAGCCCCACCUCUUCCUGUGGUCGACGGCCCACCUCCCCCUGGUCUGCCGCCCCCUCCUUCUCUCCUCACUCCUCCGCCGGUUAACCUGCGGCCCCCUGUGCCUCCGCCUGGCACGAUGCCCCCCAGCCUCCCACCUGUGGCAGGUCCUCCUCCUCCGCUUCCCGCGCUACAGCCUUCUGGAAUGGAUGCUCCUCCGAACUCCAUCACCAGCUCUGUUCCCACCAUCGUCACCUCAGGGGUCCGGCCUCCGCUCACACAACCUCCUCCACAUCUCAUCACCUCUGGGGGGCGCCCUCCCCUUCCCCAGCCUCCUCCUGCCCUCUACACCUCUGAUUCAUUUGAACCAGACGUUUAUAACCCAGAGGCUCCCAGUAUGACCUCGCGACCCAUGUACAGACACCGGGUUAACAUCCAACGGCCCAAUCUAAUUGGUCUCACCAUGGGGGAGGUGGACAUGCCCCCACGAGACAAAAUGUUGAACAGCAAUAGUGCGCGGAUUGUUCUGGAAUCAGACUCCAGGAAGAGGGGGCUGGGUCCACAUGAUGGGGGCAUGCCCUCAAAGAAACCUUGGUUUGAUAAACACAACUUCAACAAGCCCAACCAUCAUGGUUACCAUAAAAAAGUGCCAUUCUCUUUGCCAAAUACUAAACUGGCCAUCCGGCAGAUUCCCCCAGAGCUCAACAACAUCAGCAAACUCAAUGAGCACUUCAGCAAGUUUGGCACUAUAGUCAACCUCCAGGUUGCCUAUAACAAUGACCCAGAGGGGGCGCUGAUCCAGUUUGCAUCUCCAGAGGAGGCGAGGCGGGCUAUGCAGAGCACGGAAGCUGUUCUAAAUAACCGCUUCAUUAAAGUUCACUGGCACAGGGAGGAUGAACCGGGACCCACACACACGGUUCCGCCUAUGAGUGUCCAGCCACCCCAGCAGCCCGCAGUCACCACUCUGAAACAGUCUGUGAAGGACCGGCUGGGCCCCCUGCCCAUCGGAAACACAGAGCCUCUGCAGGACCCCAGCCACCCCUCACAGGACUCUGGAAAAUCAUCAGUGAAAGAACGACUGGACUUCUCGAAACCAGCAGCCUCUGCAGGAAAGGUCUUCUCCACCUCAACUGGACUUACUAAGACAUUUUAUAACCCAGCAGCGCUGAAGACGGGCCAGAAGGGGGUGCCGUUUGGGACUAUGCCUGAGGAAGCUCUGAAGAAGAAACAGGAGGCACUGAAGCUUCAGCAGGACGUGAGGAAGAAGAAGCAGGAGAUUCUAGAGAAGCACAUUGAGACCCAGAAAUUACUGAUCUCUAAGCUGGAGAAGAACAAGUGUAUGAAAGCGGAGGAUAAGGCUCAGAUCAUGCAGACGCUGACCACACUCACCAACAGCAUCAGCAAACUGCAGGAGGAGAUUAAAGGCAUCUCCAGCUCCAACACACUGCAGACCUGCAUCAAAACCAAGGCCCAGGCUCAGAAGGAGCUACUGGACACUGAGCUUGACCUGUACAAGAAAACCCAAGCUGGGGAGGACACAGCUCAGCUCAAACUCAAAUACACCCAGCUGCAGCUCGAGGCGGCCAAAAGGGGUCUCCUCACCUCAGGGCGUGGGAGGGGGGCCCAUGCCAGGGGCCGUGGGGGCCUCAGGGGCCGAGGACGGGGCUUUCGGGGCCGAGCGAGGGGCGUGCCCACUCAUGCUGUGGUGGACCAUCGGCCCAGAGCCCUGGAGAUCAGCGGCUUCACUGAAGCGGAUCGGGUCGACCUGCUGCCACACUUUGCACAAUUUGGAGAGAUUGAGGAUUGCCAGAUGGAAGACGGCAGUCUGAGUGCCAUCAUAACCUACAGAACCCGUGCAGAGGCAGAACAGGCGGCGGUCCACGGGAUGAGGCUGAACAACCAGGAGCUCCGUCUGUCCUGGCAUAAACCGGCUGCUUCCCAAGGCGCAGCGGACACUGAGGAGGUAGAGCCGGAGGAAGAGGAGUUCCAGGAGGAUUCUCUGGUGGACGACUCCCUCCUGCAGGACGACGACGAAGAGGAGGAGGAUAAUGAAUCUCGCUCCUGGCGCAGAUGAAGACGUCCGACCGUUGCUCCGCGCCCAGGCCACGCACCCAACAUGUCACGUCCUGCUUUUUUGUGUUUAGUUUUUUGUUUUAAAGCUUCUGUUUGCCGUUGGUAUUUUUAUCAUUAACAGUAAAGCCGAGCGGACGUCUCGCGGUUUGAGUCGUGAUGUGGUAGGAGUGAAUUCCUUGCUUUUUUUUUUUCUGAAACUGGAUAAAUGUGAAACCACAUUUCAUUUUUUUGCAUUUCUGUGAGAGAAGAUCAGAACGGAAUCACGACGACAAAGUGAAGAAUGUUUUAAUUUCAGAGUUUCAGAGACGGAACAUGUUGGGUUAAUGUCACGUAGUGAGCUUUAUUUAGAGCGGUUAACCUGAGGUAGUUGCUUUUGUGUACAUAUUUUAUGUAUGAAUUUUAAUGAUUUGUAUGACUGCUUUGCUUCUCCUGGCUUUAAUUUGAGAUGUAAAAAAAAAAUAAAGAAUUGAAAUGGUCUAGAAAAAAAUCAGCAGAGAAAAAAAGAAAAGAAAAGAGAAAAAACGAGAGCACUGCUGUGU
Molecule: messenger RNA, 3958 nt
Organism: Pygocentrus nattereri (red-bellied piranha)
Lineage: Eukaryota; Metazoa; Chordata; Actinopteri; Characiformes; Serrasalmidae
Gene: rbm26
Product: RNA binding motif protein 26
Exons: 22
Coding region: 328-3420 (1030 amino acids)
Biological process (GO): mRNA processing
Cellular component (GO): nucleus
Molecular function (GO): RNA binding; metal ion binding
Source: RefSeq, a predicted model, not a curated record